UAAACAUCUGUUCAAAUAAAUGUAAUUGAAGUUUGUGCAAAAUGUUACUCAGAGAUAAGGACUUGUUGAGACACCAAGUUGAAGUUUGUCAUGUGUGACUGUCAUGAGGAAGUUAGGACUCCAGAAAUAUUCCAGCACUAGCAAUGCGAACACGACAGUGGGUGUUGGAGAUCCUAGUUCUGUCCCUGGCGGCAGCGUGGUUGUGCCUGUCUAAGCCCACUGACAGGAAGAGUGUUUUCCUGCCGCCAUCACUGAUACCGGAGCAUUACGAGAUCUCCCUCGCCCCUCGUCUUGACAAGGGGGUGUUCCAAGGGGUGGUGGUCAUCAGUGGCAUCGCCAUAGCGGUGGCAGACAGGAUUGUCCUCCACUGCAAGAACUUGCUGUUUCAACACCACCAGUCUCACCGACCUCACAACAGACGAGGAGUUGGUCAUCGAGGACAUUGAGGAGGACAUUAUUUUGCAACAGUGCCACCUCUUGCUGAACCAGAGUCUGCGAGUGGACCAUGAGUACCGGCUAAGUGUGG
This is a messenger RNA of Homalodisca vitripennis (glassy-winged sharpshooter), 526 nucleotides long. RefSeq lists its product as uncharacterized. NCBI's taxonomy places the organism in Eukaryota, Metazoa, Arthropoda, Insecta, Hemiptera, Cicadellidae. The transcript has 2 exons. The coding region runs from base 144 to 446 and encodes 100 amino acids. The record is from RefSeq and is a predicted model, not a curated record.